UCCUCUCGCCAAAGACAGGUUCUUCAUUUGGUUCUGGACUGCAAGAAGCAGGUUUUGAUUGAUGCAAACAAAGGCCGGCCAAGCUGAAAGUGAUCAUGGAUCUCCAAAACACAACGUACAUAUCUAUUCAAGCCAACUGCACGGUGGACACCAGCUACCGCUUCACCUACUACAAGAUCUCCUACAGCGUGAUCUUCAUAUUCGGCGUAGUCAGCAAUGCCACAGCGCUGCGGCGUUUCUGCCGGAUGCCUCAAACCUUCACAAGCACGGCCAUCUACAUGGCCAACCUGGCCACUGCAGAUAUCUUCUUUGUGAUCUCUCUCCCCCUGCGAAUCUAUUAUUACCACAACAAAGCUGCUAAUACUUCCAACCACACCAACGACUGGUCUCCAGGAGGUGCUUUCUGUCAGCUGACCUUCACGUUGAAGUAUAUCAGCCUAUACGGAGGAAUCUUCUUCCUGGUUUGUAUUGGAGUAGACCGCUACUUUGCCGUGGUUCACCCUCUACAUCAGCACCUGAGGAAGGUUCGAACCGCCCGUAUGCUAAGCGUUGGGAUCUGGUGCCUGGUCCUGGCCCUAAGCCUCACCCUGCCCUUUCUAUAUUCGGCGGCAUCCCGAUGGAACAAGCCGUGCCUCUUGGAUCCUACUUCCAAACGCCACCGUACUAUAAUCCUAGCUGCUCUCGGCUUGGUCCAAAUCGCCUAUCUGUUGCCCGCAUUGCUCCUGCUAAUCAGCUACUGCAGCAUACUCCGUGUGCUCUGCAGGCUGCCGCACCGAAGGAAGAUCCGGCACCGACGCACACUCACCGUCAUCUACUGGGUCCUGGUGGUCUUUUUUGUCUGCUUUACCCCUUAUCACCUCAAUCUAUUAGGUUACACUCUCACACAGGUGGGCCUUGUACAGAGCUGCGGCCUGGCUCAAGUCACGAAAGUGCUCCAUCCUGUAGUGCUCUCACUGGCCAGCACCAAUUGCUGUCUAAACCCCCUCAUUUACUAUUUUUCCAGCAGCCUGAUUCACAAAGAGCCGACUGGCAGUAGAGGAAGUGCUAGUCAAUGAGGUCUUUGCUCAGCAACGUCACAGACUCUAAACUAGAAAUGGAUGUAAUGGACCAUGAAAAGUUUUAAACAUCAUUUAAAGGACUACUCUGCUAUUUCUUGUUGCAGAGUAGCUAAACUAAGUGGAAUACUUGCUAAACACAUGCUUCAGUGAUUGAACGAAGGAAACAAUCCACAUAAAUGGUAG
Molecule: messenger RNA, 1241 nt
Organism: Sinocyclocheilus grahami
Lineage: Eukaryota; Metazoa; Chordata; Actinopteri; Cypriniformes; Cyprinidae
Product: lysophosphatidic acid receptor 6-like
Exons: 1
Coding region: 96-1055 (319 amino acids)
Biological process (GO): G protein-coupled receptor signaling pathway
Cellular component (GO): membrane
Molecular function (GO): oxysterol binding; G protein-coupled receptor activity
Source: RefSeq, a predicted model, not a curated record